Molecule: messenger RNA, 741 nt
Organism: Mucor velutinosus
Lineage: Eukaryota; Fungi; Mucoromycota; Mucoromycetes; Mucorales; Mucoraceae
Exons: 1
Coding region: 1-741 (246 amino acids)
Source: RefSeq, a predicted model, not a curated record
AUGCAACGGAAAAAGGUGGCAGCACCGCCUCUGUUGACUGAAAAACGGACCAUUCGAGAGAUCAAUAUACCCAUCAAACAGGAUGAAGAAUUGCGAUCUGUAAAUGAUCAAUUAAAGAAAAAGGUACCCACUGUCAGCAACCUAUGGGAACAACAGCAGCAUGCUCCCGAUGACAGUGGUAGCAGCAGCGGUAAUGUGCAUCCCUAUCCUCUCAAUCCAAUCUACAAAUCCAACAAGAAAUCACCAUCGCAGAGUGAUCCCGUACUGAACAAUUGGUACGACAAUUUCCAACAGGCAGCUACCUCGCACACAACAACCACAUCCCCCACUUCUCCCACACCAAAGAACAAAUCAACGCUUGUAACACCACAAGAGAAAGCCGAGUACAUUCAGCACAUCAAUCACUCCAAUGUGACGCCUACCAAGAAACCAUCGCUAUUGCUGUCAUCGAUAGGCUUUUUUAAAAAGAAGAAGAGUGCUACUGCAGAUAAUCCACGCAAUAAAAAGAGAUUGUCAUUGAGCCAUGCAGCGACGGAUUCACUCAUACCAACAACAACACAGACACCAGCCCUCCACCAUAAUAAACAGCAACCACUGGACGAACCUCCAAGUCCAAUGUUUAGUCCUAUUGACUUUUACUACUCGCCUGCUGUCAUUGAUAGAAAUUUGAAAACAGCAACGACUGGCAUCAUACCUCCUCUUCCACCACCACCAGAACCACCGGCACCCACAUCACCCUAA